Molecule: messenger RNA, 3795 nt
Organism: Alosa alosa (allis shad)
Lineage: Eukaryota; Metazoa; Chordata; Actinopteri; Clupeiformes; Clupeidae
Product: interleukin-6 receptor subunit beta
Exons: 16
Coding region: 779-3421 (880 amino acids)
Molecular function (GO): protein binding
Source: RefSeq, a predicted model, not a curated record
GGAACCCUGAAUACUGUAUAUAAUGACCUUACACAUUGUGUUAGAGAGGAAAUACCAAAAGGCUAGGUAAAAAUAUGCCAUAAGACUUGGACUUAGAAAAUAUUCAUUUGAACUGUAUGAUGAAAGAAAGUUUAUUGUAAACUGUAAAUUAUAUGAAAACUACAUGGAAGUAUUCUGAAAAUGUUCUGUAUUUUGUGGAGAGAAUUGCCAAAUAUACUCUGUCUCUCUGAGAGGCUGUGUUUGUGGCGAUUCUGAAGUCUACAAUUCACAAACAUUCUACAGUUGUAUACAUAAGUAAGAGGAAGUAUGUGGUAAUUAAACACAAAGGCUUAAAUCAAGCAUAAAGAAAUAAAAGAGAAAACAAGUUGUUUUUCAUGAGUUUUGGAUUUCUAGCUCUUGGACCAGAUAAAUAUUGACACAAGGUGGACUGAAGGUCUUGAUCAUUUCUCUUCUACAGAAAGAUGGUAUCAUGGGCUGUUGUGCAAUGCUGUGUAACCACAGAUGUGUCACCGACGUGAAAUUAGACACUUCCAUUUCACGUUAUAGGCAGUUGUAAAGUUACAUGCCUUUUGGCAGCAACAUGAGGUUUGGGCAAAGAAACUCUCCUUCUCUGUGAUAUUUACGUGAUGCUAAAAUUGUGGUGUGAAUACUUUUAUAUUGAGAAGUGUUUUUAUAUUUUUAUGGAAAUUCAACAAACUCCAAGUUUCAAGUUCAAUAACAGAUCAUUAGAUCACAAAAACUAUUAGGAAUGUGGUAGUGCAGUGUUUGCAGGACCAGAAUGGAUAUCUGCAGCCCAUUUGUGUUCCAGCUCAUGUCUGUGGUGUUCACAUGGUAUUGUGAAACAUCUUUUGCCAAAAGUUGCAGUGAACAAGAGUUGACAGUCACAGGCAACGACUUGAAAAAAUGUGAGCGUUCAAGAAAUUACUGUGUCACAGACAAGAGGGACUGCAUCUCAACUCACGCAAUGCACAGUGGAUUCAUUUCUGACACAGUUGAAAACUUUAGGUGUAUUUUUAUGGAAACCCCCGAGUCUCUUACCUGCAGAUGGACGACAGAGAGGAAUGAACAUCCUGGGAAAACAAAGAGCUCUCUAAUCUUCAGCAGCACAACUGGAUUUGUAUACUGUGAGCAUAUCUUAUUCAUUGGCGCAAAGCUCAACAUCACCCUGAAGAUGCAGAACACGGUGAACAGAGAGGAAAGGCUAUCUGGACCCUACUAUGCGUACUUAAAGACAUUAGUCAAACCACCUCGUCCAGUUGUCACAGAAAUUAAGACAUUACACAAGUCUCUCAACGUGACCUGGACAACGGAAGACACCUCCAUAGGGACAUGCCAAAUCCGUUACAAACCGUACAACACUGACCUAUGGACUAAAAUAUCUGAAUUGGCACCGGUACACCAUGGGAACAAGAGGAUGUAUAUGAUUGACAUCCUUCAGCCGGGUACGCUUUAUACAGUCAGUGUGUCCUGUCUUAGCCAAUAUGGUGAGAUAUGGAGUGACUGGAGUAAGGAAUGUUCUGGAAUGACAUCAGAGUCUGCUCCAAGUUCUCCACCCCGAGUCUGCUAUCACACUGAGGAUCUCAGCUCUCAUGGAACCCACAGGAUCUUACUACUGGCAGCAGACACAGCUGUGCCUGCAGCUAGUGGCCAUGGUACUGUUCUUGGAUACAAUGUCUCCUACAUGCCCAGUUCCCAACCCCAUCUGAGGAGGACUGUAACCAGCAGCAGCCUCAAAGUCAGCCUGGUGGUAAUGAGAGGAGUGUACGACAUUGAUGUUACAGCAUUCAACAGCGCUGGAGAGUCCCCAGCACACCAUCUCAGGGUUACUACAGGGCCCCAUCACAAUGUGGCAGCGGUGCAGGGCUUGUGGGUACACUCCAAAGAUGGCAAACUGUGGGUGCAGUGGGAGACGGAGCCGGCCGUGUCUGAGUUUGCUGUGGAGAGGGUGGCUGAAGCCAACCCCAACGCCACACACUGGACACUGAUACCAGGCUCUGGCCAUGUCCUCACUGCCCUGACAGGAGACAUCGCACCCAAGCAGACUUACAACAUCAGUGUCUACCCCAUCUCUGGAGAAGACUGUGGCCCACCCAGUUCACUGCAGGCGAACCUGGAGAGUGGCGCUUUGGUGGAUGUGGUCGAUUUGAGAGUUGCCACGGUGACCAAACAGCAAGCUAUCAUCAAGUGGGCAUGGCAAAGGAAGCAGCACCAGACCAACAUUCUCCAGUACAAGCUCAUGCUCAGGAGUGAGAUAGGAACUCAGUUCAUUCUGGUCACUCCAGACAUGAGCCUGUACUCAUUCUCCUCACUGAAGGCCAACACUGAGUACUCAGUCCUUUUGUUUGUCCAGACCCAUGAGAGUAACACUUCCAAAUAUAAAGAAGACUUCACCACACCACGACUGGAUCAGCAGGAAGAGACAGCUGAGACUAUAACUGUAGUUGUUCCUCUACUCAUUCUCAUCAUUGCAGCUGGUGUUUUCUCGAUCACAUCUCAGAUUGUCUACAGAAAAUACAUCAUACUGCAGGUUGCAGACCCAGAGCAAAGUGCUGCUGCUCGCUGGCUCAUGAGCUCUCGAGUGACAGGUGAUGACCAGAAGGUGCUGCAGGUGGUGGACCUCUGUCCUAAUGAGACUAAUGAAAUACUGGUGGAAGAUGUGAACUCAAAGAAGGGUGAAAGUAUAGAUCAUGUUGGGAGUAAUGAUUGUUUGACCUUUAAAGAUAUUGCUGAAAGCCCUCCUACCCACAGCAAUGCUGAAUAUGUUCACAGUAUCCAUUUUCCUGAAAACCGUUAUCGUGAUGAAAAUGUUUGUGCCAUGGCUAAAACUGAUGUCGAUAGAAUUUCAAGACCACUGAAUGCAAGUGAUAAAGAAAACAAUGCUUUUAAAGCCAGUAUAGAGUACGUAGAAGAUAAACCUGUUUUGGCACAAGGCUGUUCUGUAGACAGUGCUCAUACCAUGAGUAACAUCUCCUCAGACAGCAUUCCUUUAAAAACUAGUAUUAUUAAUACAGAUAGCAUUCCUCAACAUUUUAAAGGUUAUGUCAGCAAUAUUCCAACAAACACCCUUUUCACAGGAAUCAUUUCCCUCCAACCUAACAAAGGCAGCUCUCUCAGUGAUCCACCUCAGGCUAGUGCACAUGAUGCAGAAGCUGCUCCAACCUGGAGCCUUCCACUCUCAGCAAUCAGUUAUGUGGGUAGCAGUCCUACUGGCUCGGCUUCAGACAACAUGGAAGCCAUUCAUCCCCACAUGGCAGAGUGCAUGGAGAGCAAGUCUCCUGUGAUAAAAGAUGGUUAUGUUUGUAUAGCUCCUAUCUCUGCUGAUGGAGAUGAGAAUGGAAGUGUUCCCCUCCUGGGCGGAGCAGCCAGUGUUACUCCCUUCACUAACCCUGGCUUCCAUGCCCGAUCCUACACACAUUACUGAAAGUCUUCCUCUACCUGUCAACACGUGUUACGUUUAUCCUGCUGAUAUAGAUUACACUGAGGGGAUUCCUUGGCCUGAUAACUCCGAGCAUGUACAGACAGGCCCUUCUGAUCACAUAAAAUCUACAGCUUCCACGUUCCCUGGCUAUUUAGAUUAUGGAAUCAACUGUCCAGGGAAUCUCGGCUCAUGACAUCCUUUCCCUAUACAUUUCAAUAUGAUUGCUUUUGCAUGUUAUAAAUGGCAUGUGUCAUUUUAUCAAAUGAGAAAUUGUGUAUAAUACAUUAAAAUGCUUUACUAGUUAUGUUGAUGAUUAUGGUUGAUAUGAAUUAUGGACGGGCUCCUGAAUUCAAGCGGAAAAGAUUGUUAUGAAGUCC